Molecule: messenger RNA, 906 nt
Organism: [Torrubiella] hemipterigena
Lineage: Eukaryota; Fungi; Ascomycota; Sordariomycetes; Hypocreales; Clavicipitaceae
Source: the annotation of a GenBank genome assembly
AUGCUGCUCAAGUCCUUCGCAGCCGUUGCGCUGCUAGCCGCUGCCGUGACUCCCACCAGCGCAAGUCCGCUCGAGAAACGAGGCUCACCCGGCUGCGGCAAGUAUCACAGCUUCGUAGGCCAGACGCGUGAAUUCAGCUUUGACAGCUCCGGCGGAUCUCGCACCUACCGCAUCCACCUGCCCUCCAACUACGAUACGAACACGCCCAAGCCGCUCCUGAUUGCGUACCAUGGCGCCGGUAACAACCCCGCGGCAUUUGAGAGUGAAACCCGCUUCUCCGACGAGAGCAUCAACCCCAACAUGAUUACCGUGUACCCCGCGGGCGUUAAUGCGCACUGGGAAGGCCCCAGCUAUGCCACGCCCGGCGUGAGUGACAAGGUCUUUACGACGGAUCUCGUGAACCGCAUCAAGAACAACUACUGCGUCGACGAGUCCAGGGUCUACGGUACCGGACACUCCAACGGCGCCGGGUUCCUCGGUACCCUGGCCUGCUCGCCCGCCCACGGCGGCCAGUUUGCUGCCUUUGCUCCCAUCUCGGGUGCCUUCUACACGGACGCUUCCGAUAGUGCGUCCUGCCACCCGGCUCGGUCCCCCAUCCCCAUCAUGGAGGUGCACGGUACCGGUGACCCUAGAAUUUCGUAUUGGGGCGGCGAUGGUAGCGGCGGUCCGCUGCCUGCUAUUCCUGACUGGGUUAACCGCUGGAAGAACCGAAACGAGUGCGGUGAUGCCCAGGUCAUUGACUUGGGUAAUGGGGUUACAGACUACCAGUACCCGUGCCACAAUAUUCCUAACCUGCUGCGUCAUAUCAAGAUUGAGGGUCAUGACCACAGCUGGCCUGGCCAGGGAUCGGAGAUUGAUGUGUCUCCUGUUGUCAUUGACUUUUUGAACAACAACUACAAGCCUUGA